Messenger RNA from Scleropages formosus (Asian bonytongue), 3159 nucleotides. RefSeq names its product origin recognition complex, subunit 1 (gene orc1). The transcript has 18 exons. Bases 258 to 2888 code for a protein of 876 amino acids. Gene Ontology annotation, molecular function: DNA replication origin binding; chromatin binding; ATP hydrolysis activity. The record is from RefSeq and is a predicted model, not a curated record. Gene Ontology annotation, cellular component: nuclear origin of replication recognition complex. Gene Ontology annotation, biological process: DNA replication initiation; mitotic DNA replication checkpoint signaling. NCBI's taxonomy places the organism in Eukaryota, Metazoa, Chordata, Actinopteri, Osteoglossiformes, Osteoglossidae.
AAUAGCGUUAGUAGUAGCAGCAUAUAAGUGUAAUGCUGUAUAUUCGGUUAAUUUAAUAUCUCACUAAAAAGAGUAACAAAGCUGAGAUAGGAGAGAUCUUGCAAGAGAGGGGCUCACUACCGUACCUAAACGUUUAUAGUCUGUAGUAUAUGUUACUAACUUAGUUGCAGCUGGCUGGCUUUGGACUCGAGUACGUCGGACGAUCAUCAUUUGCGGAGCUUCAAUUGUUGCGGACGCGGUCACCCGGAACAGCAACGAUGAGUCGAUACUUCACAAGACUGAAAAUGAAACGAUGUUACAAGUGGGGAGGAAGGCCCUCUUUGUGCAACAGGAAAUUCAAAAGUUGUUAUUAUGAUUCCCUGUACGUGAGCACAGAUGGCCAGCGUGAUGCCUGCCUCAUACAAACUGGUCAGCACAUUUUGGUAGAAGGAGAUGAUGAUGACAAACCAUAUGUUGCGAAACUUCUCAAGCUGUUUGGAGACGACAAGGGGAAGUGGGCUGAGGUGCAGUGGUUUGUGCAUUUCAGUGAAGUACCUUACAACAGAAGGAAGCUACUGGGCAGAACGCCUCACCCGCAGGAGAUCUUCCUUUACGAGGAUCGCACCUGUGACGGCGAAAUAGAUGCCGAAACCAUCAUAGGCUCUGUGGAGGUGGAGCACCUGCCACCGGAUGCCAGCUUCCCUGAGACGGGUCAGAAAGGGACACUUUACUUCAAACUCUGCUGGGACACAAAAGCUUUCAAGGUGGUGGAUGCAGAGGGACGGCACCUGGAUGAUAAGACUCCGCUGGUCUCCGUCUCAGUAGCUCCCACGACCCGUGUCCUGCCCACUCCGGAUGCGACGGUGAUGAAACGGGCUCUUUCCGUAACACUCAGUCGGGUGUCUGCCAGCGCAGGCAAGUUAGCUGCCAGCGAGGUAGAGUCCGGCCACUCGGCCUCCAAGCUCUCGGCCUCCAAGUUUCUGAGUCGCAGGCGUCGCGGCAGCUGUGACUCCACUCCAGGGGUGCGCAAAAAACUGGAUCUCAACAGUCCCAACAAGAAGCUGACUACCGAUGAUGUGCUGGGAGAAUUGCUGAAUGAGGAGAUUGAGUCCCAGACAGAGAUGGCUAGGAAGCUGCAAUCCACCCCAUCCAAACUGCCUCUCCAGGAGUUUAAUUUGUCUCCAUUAAAGUCUUCAAACAGGCCCUCAAAUGGCAUGAGCAUGACCCCACUGAGGAGCCAGAGACCCCCGAGUCCCAGUCCUCAUACACCUCCUGACCACACGUCUGCCAAAGCUCGGACUCCUUCCCAGAAAAAGGACCCCGUUUCCGCCAUUAAAGAGCCAGCUCUAGGGUCUCUGGCGGAGGAAUUGCCAGAGGUAUCUGAACAGACAGAUAUUACUCCACGCUCAAAGAGGAAAUCUGCUCGAUUGGUCUCCUCACGUAUCAGGAAACAGUUGAACCUGUUAAAUGCAGGUGAGGACCAAGUCUUUGAAGACGACAGUGGCGAUGAAUGCUUCGUUCCGUCGAAGAAAGAUGCAGGAAGCACCAGUGAGGAUGAGGAGAGCGGGCAAGCAGAGAGUGAGGACGAGGGGAUCUCUGUGAAGAAAAGGCGGCUUGCUGCCAGCUGCCGUACCCCCAGGUCCAGUCGGAAAGCUCCUGCCUCAGCCAGAACACCCCAUAAAAGCUCAAGUAAAAAGGUUGUCUCAAAUAAGCCUCGGACUCCCCGUCAUGCAACUCCCGGCAUCCCUAGCAGAUCUCUCCCAGCCAGGAAACCUGGCAACGUACUGGAGGAGGCCAGAGCAAGACUUCAUGUGUCCUCAGUACCUGACUCGCUGCCCUGUCGAGAGCAGGAGUUCCAAGACAUAUACAGCUUCGUUGAAAGCAAGAUCGUGGGUGGAAAUGGAGGUUGUAUGUACAUCUCUGGUGUGCCAGGCACUGGGAAAACUGCCACCGUGCACGAGGUUAUCCGUUGCCUUCAGCAUGCAUCUGAGCAGGAUGAGCUACCUUCCUUCCGCUUCAUCGAGAUCAAUGGAAUGAAGAUGACUGACCCACAUCAGGCCUAUGUACAGAUACUUCAGAAACUGACAAACCAGAAGGCCACUGCUGACCAUGCUGCUGCACUUCUAGAGAAACGUUUCAGCAACCCAGCACCUCAAAAAGAGACAACAGUUCUCCUGGUAGAUGAGCUUGAUCUGUUGUGGACUAAGAAGCAGAAUGUGAUGUACAACCUGUUUGACUGGCCAACACGACGAUAUGCUCGCCUUGUAGUCCUGGCCAUUGCCAAUACCAUGGACCUUCCAGAGAGGAUCAUGAUAAACCGUGUGGCUAGUCGACUGGGCCUGACACGGAUGUCCUUCCAACCGUAUAGCUUCAAACAGCUGCAGCAGAUCAUCACAUCUCGGCUGAACCAGGUCAAGGCCUUUGAAGAGGAUGCGGUUCAGCUGGUGUCCAGAAAGGUGGCAGCCCUGUCUGGAGAUGCCCGCAGAUGCUUGGACAUCUGCAGGCGUGCUACGGAGAUCUGCGAGCACUCCAGCAGUCGGCAACCUGGAUCGGGGCUGGUUGGCAUGGCCCAUGUCAUGGAGGCCCUAGAUGAGAUGUUCUCUUCCUCUUACAUUAGUGCUAUCAGGUGUGCGUCCACCCAAGAGCAGCUUUUUCUGCGGGCUGUCAUUGCUGAGUUCCGCAGACUGGGUUUGGAGGAGGCUACCUUUCAACAAGUGUUUGUACAGCAUCGGGCUCUGUGUCGGAUGGAGGGUCUGCAGCCCAUCAGUGUGUCCGAAGGCCUUGCCGUCUGUCAGCGCCUGGGUACUUCUCGUAUACUGUUGCUGGAGCCCAGCCGACUUGACCUGCUGCUUCGUGUGCGGCUCAACGUGAGCCAGGAUGACGUACUGUAUGCGCUCAAGGAAGACUAAGGGGGCUUUUGAUUAUUUCAAGUUUUGGAGUAUUCGAACUCAUUAGCUUCUGUUAGAGCCACGUUCUCGGCAAAGUCAUAUUGUGGCUGUGAAAAUUUUUGCUGGUGCUGUGCAUUUUUAAAAAGCACAUUAAAAUAAUGUUUGUGGUAUAAUUUUAAAACUCUCUUCUGAAAUUGAAUGAUACGUGCAGAAAAGCCAGUGAUUUGAGUGUAUUGUGUUGCUGAAUCGAUAUUUUAAAGACCCUUUUUCUCUUCCAUGUUAUCAUUGACUU